GAUCAAUACUACUGAGCUCUAGUCAUGCCAUCCUACUUCGUGACAGUGGCGACGGGAACUCAAUGGUUCGCAGGGACCGACGACUAUAUCUACCUUACCUUGGUGGGCUUAGCCGGCACGAGCGAGAGACACCUGCUUGACAAGCCCUUCUAUAAUGACUUCGAGCGCGGUGCUACUGAUACUUAUGAAGUUACAGUGACAGAGGACUUGGGGGAAAUCCAAUUGAUAAAAAUUGAAAAGCGGAAGUACUGGUUUCCUGAUGAUUGGUACCUUAAAUAUAUCGCUGUGAAAACACCAGUUGGUGAUUACCUGGAGUUUCCAUGUUACAGGUGGAUUACAGAUGAAAAAGAGGUGGUUCUCCGAGAUGGUCGAGCCAAGCUUUUUGAAGAUGAGAAAACUCAAAUCCUUAAGCUUCAAAGACGUAAGGAAUUGGAAGAACGGCAGAAGUUGUACAAAUGGACAGAAUGGCAGCCAGGUUUUCCUUUGAGCAUAGAUGCCAAGUCUCAUAAGGAAUUGCCUCGCAACAUCCAAUUUGACAGUGAAAAGGGAGUCGACUUUAUCUUGAAUUACACCAAAGCAAUAGAAAAUCUCUGUAUCAAUCGUUUCAUGCAUAUGUUCCAAUCCUCCUGGAGUGACUUCGCAGAUUUUGAGAAGAUCUUUGUCAAAAUAAGUAAUACAAUAUCUGAAUAUGUAAUGCAGCACUGGCAAGAAGAUUUUAUGUUUGGAUACCAGUUUCUGAAUGGCUGCAAUCCUGUAUUAAUUAAAAAAUGCAUAGAACUACCAAAAAAGUUCCCAGUGACCACAGAAAUGGUAGAAUACAGUUUGGAGAGAAAUCUAACUCUGGAGCAGGAAAUAAAGCAAGGAAAUAUUUUCAUUGUGGACUAUGAACAACUGGAAGAUAUUGACGUCAAUAAGACAGACCCCUGCACAGUACAGUAUUUGGCUGCUCCUAUCUGUUUAUUGUAUAAAAAUUUAGAGAAUAAAAUUCUCCCUAUUGCAAUUCAGAUAAAUCAAGCUCCUGAACCAUGCAAUCCUAUUUUCCUUCCAUCUGAUGCUAAAUAUGAUUGGUUAUUAGCCAAAAUAUGGGUACGUUCUUCUGAUUUCCAUAUACAUCAAACUGUGACUCAUCUGCUUCGGACUCACUUAGUUUCAGAAGUUUUUGCAGUGGCUAUGUUCCGACAAUUGCCUGCGGUCCAUCCUCUCUUUAAGCUCCUGAUACCUCAUGUACGAUUUACAAUAGCUAUAAACACCAAAGCUCGAGAGCAACUUAUCUGUGAAUAUGGACUUUUUGACAAGGCAAAUGCCACUGGAGGAGGUGGGCAUGUGCAAAUGGUCCAGCGAGCAAUGGAACAUCUUACCUACAGCUCUCUCUGCUUUCCUGAAGAAAUCAAGUCAAGACAUAUGGAAAGCCAUGAGGAUAUUCCAUACUACUACUAUCGGGAUGAUGGAGUAAAAGUAUGGGAUGCAAUCAAAAGUUUUGUGACAGAUAUUAUUAAUAUUUAUUAUGGAAGUGACGAAGCAGUGUGUGAAGACUUGGAACUCAAGGCUUUUGUGAAGGACAUCUUUGUCUAUGGGAUGAGGGGCAACAAGGAUUCAGGAUUUCCUAAGGCAAUUAAGACACGGGAAAAGCUUUGUGAAUAUCUUACCAUAGUGAUAUUUACAACUUCAGCACAACAUGCGGCUGUAAAUUUUGGUCAAUAUGAUUGGUGCUCCUGGAUUCCAAAUUCUCCUCCAACUAUGCGCUGCCCACCACCUACAGAAAAGGGGAAAACCACCAUUGAAUAUAUCAUCAAGAGUUUACCUGACAGGGGACGGUCUUGUUGGCAUCUUGGUGCUGUUUGGGCUUUGAGUCAAUUUCAGGAAAAUGAAGUGUUUCUGGGAAUGUAUCCAGAUGAACACUUCACAGAGAAGCCAGUGAAAGAGGCCAUGAGGAAAUUCCGCAAGAAUCUUGAUGGAAUUACGGGUUACAUUGCUGAACGUAAUAGGAACAAAAAACUUCCCUAUUAUUAUCUUUCCCCAGAUCAAAUUCCUAAUAGUGUGGCUGUCUAAUUGUUUUUGAAAAUUAAGAGUUAAUGUAGGAAAAUUAUCUGAAGGAUUUUAAAAAAUUAUAACCAUCUGUCCAAUAUGGUAUAGGAUCUCCUGCUUGAGCAAAUGGUUGGAUUAGAAGACCUCCAAAGUCUCUUCCAACCCUAUGUUUGUUUUAGAAAGUACUUCUAAAAAACUUGCUACUUUUCUACUAUCUUUUAAGUAAAAUACUAUAAUGGCUUAAUAUUGCUGAUUUUUAAAAUAAUAUACUUUGUAAAUGCUAUAGAGAGCAAAUCUUAUUUGACACUGACCAUCAAAUAUUUUAAAACUACCCAGCAAGUAUAACCAGCAUAAUCAGUGGGAAAGAAACCAAAAAUAGCAAUAUUUCAAGGGCACAGUUCUCACGCUCUUUUUGUUUCUUUACUGCAGAUGUGAAAACCAGUAAUGAUAUGCAUUAACACUAACACAUGCAUAAAAUGCUUCUGUCAUCAUUGUGUCUUUUUAAUGAAAUUAAAGAGUACUAGCUUUUAAUGCAGCAUACUUUUGCCACAUUUAAGAACUCAUUUCAGAAUUAUCACUAUAGAAUGGAAUGGAAUAGAAAAGAAUAGAAAAUAACAGAAUAGAACAGAACUUUAUUGUCACUUUACACUUACAUAUGUACAUUUAGAUAUGUAACAACUAUCUUUUCAAAUACCCGGAGGUAUCUCAUUGUACAAGACAGAUCUCAGAAUUGGUGGUAGAAUUCAAUUCAGCCAGAAAAGUUAAGUUUUGACCCAGACGUCCAAUUUAUAAAAGAAACAUAUACUCAUGUUCCUUUAGUUGUAUAAAGCAGAAAGAAAUAGUUCAUUUUUGGACCCACGUUUUCUCUGCAGAGUUAACUCAAGCAUAUAAGAGGUGCUGUAGAACUGAAAUGAGUCAGAAAACUUGGGUUUCGAGGAAAAGUUCAAAUGUGUUCAAAUGUGUGAAAGAAACAUAUUCAUGUUCCCCUUGCUGUAAAAAAGCUUAAAAUCUACAUCUUCUCAUCUCGGUGGUAGAACUCAAUUCAGCCAGAAAAGUUGAGUUUGACAGUUAGCUCAGAU
This is a messenger RNA of Thamnophis elegans (Western terrestrial garter snake), 3104 nucleotides long. RefSeq names its product arachidonate 5-lipoxygenase (gene ALOX5). The record is from RefSeq and is a predicted model, not a curated record. The coding region runs from base 25 to 2049 and encodes 674 amino acids. Gene Ontology annotation, cellular component: nuclear envelope. Gene Ontology annotation, molecular function: arachidonate 5-lipoxygenase activity; protein binding; iron ion binding. Gene Ontology annotation, biological process: lipid oxidation; linoleic acid metabolic process. NCBI's taxonomy places the organism in Eukaryota, Metazoa, Chordata, Lepidosauria, Squamata, Natricidae. The transcript has 14 exons.